Physcomitrium patens is the source of this 6405-nucleotide messenger RNA. Its product is annotated as ethylene-insensitive protein 2. Gene Ontology annotation, biological process: iron ion transmembrane transport; manganese ion transport. The record is from RefSeq and is a predicted model, not a curated record. NCBI's taxonomy places the organism in Eukaryota, Viridiplantae, Streptophyta, Bryopsida, Funariales, Funariaceae. Gene Ontology annotation, molecular function: cadmium ion transmembrane transporter activity; manganese ion transmembrane transporter activity. Gene Ontology annotation, cellular component: plasma membrane.
AUGGGGCUCUGGGUCUGGGCAUGGCAGCCGCGUUGCAUAGGAUAUGUCGACGGGGUGGUGAUUGAGGCAAGAUUGGACCCAGUUUUGUGUUGGGGAAGGCGGGAUACGAGAGAGCCACUGCCGUUCAGGAGUGGACUCCGUCGCUAAAAUUGAGCAACGCCGUCUGCGGGUUUGUGCGGGUUUGGAUUUGAUUCUACUGUCCGACUUUCUUCGCCGCAAGUGGGCUACGAGCACAUGUCAGAGAAGUGUCAGUUGGCGAAGUGGCACCAGGGGGAGGGAUUUUUGGUGAUGGGCGAGGUGUCCGAGUGCUUUGGACCUUACCUUUCCUUCCUUCGUUGUUUCUUUCUGUCUUUCUCGUGCUCAGGUGCACGCUGGUUACUUUCAGGGUUGCGAGCGAUGGCACCUGUGAUGAUGCGAUAGGGCAAUGAUGAUUGAGCGAUUGGGCUUCUUUAGAUGUGUUGUUGCAGGCGGUGGAGGAUUCGGAGACAUGGGGUAGACAUUUUGGGUUUCAUUGUUUCUUGAAUGGUGUUGGUCGGUUGUUUUAUUUUUUAGAUUUUUUUCGCGGCGUAUUGGGUAUGAGUGAUAGAGAGGGUGGUUGAUAACGAUAGGGGGGGGGGGAGGAGGGGUUAGAAUACAGGGUUUGUUGAGAGUGGAUUUUCGUUGGACCUGAUUGUUUCCCUUUGUAGAUUCUUGGAGGGACGAUUGUGAAAGAUACUGUUGGGUUUGCGAGGUAUGGAAUAUGCGUUGUAAGCGAUCACUUCUACAGCGGUUGCACUUGUUCCCGAAUCUGGAAUUCUUCAUUCUCUGCACGGGCGAUGCACAUUGGCACAUUGGAACGUUUGAGUUGGUCUCUCAGUGAUAUGGUUUACUCGUAAUUCGGCAUGUUCUCAUUGGCUGCUGCCAGUGGUGGAGUCGGUGCAUACGCAGCAGGCUUGUGAGUUCACGGGUAUUGAGUGAGUGUAGCCGCUCAACGCGAUGAUCAACUUUCGAGUGAGUUGCAGCAUAAGAAUGGAUACACUCUGCUCGGGCUGUUGUGCCUGGGGUUUUUUUUGAGUAAGUCGGACCUAGUUGUAGUGGAGUUUUGGUUAUGAAAGGUUUGUUUGUGUAAGGUUAACUAGGAGGCACCUGUUUCCCUGUUGGAAAUGGCUCACGACGUGCCGCAACGGGUGGACACUUCAUCACCCAUGCCAAAAUGGAUGGACUCUUCGCCAUCUAUGGCAAAAUAUGUACCUGCUCUAGCUCCGAUUGUCCUGAUUGCGAUAGGUUACAUGGACCCUGGGAAUUGGGCCAGCGCAAUUGAGGGUGGCUCCAGGUUCGGAUUUGAGCUUGUCUGGGUAGUGAUUCUGUCCAACGUAAUGGCAGCUCUUUUUCAAACACUCGCUACCCGACUCGGAUUAGUGUCUGGGAAGCAUCUUGCCGAGAUAUGUCGUGAAGAUUAUCCCAGGCCCGUUUGCUUGUUGUUGUGGUUUCUCUCUGAAGUAUCCAUAAUCGCUCUCGAUCUGACAAUGGUUGUAGGGACUGCUGUUGGCUUAAAUUUGCUGUUUGGAUUUCCGGUGCUGCCCAGCAUUCUUUUGUUGGCUUUCGAUGGUAUCAUUUUAAUGAUGGCUUUACCAAUAGUGGGCGUGCACCGGGCGGAGUUGGCCGCUGGAUGCAUCGUUGGCGUAGUGAUCCUCUGCUUUGGGUUAGGGACAUUACUAAGCCGUCCAUCAGCUUUCGCAUUCCUUGGUGGCGUGUGGCCCAAAGUUCGAGGAGACUCUCUCUACACUGCUGUGGGAUUGAUUGGAGCAAAUGUUGUUCCACAUACAUUUUAUUUACAUUCGGCUCUGCUUCAGGGGCAGCAUAAACUUGGGAGUAAAGCAAAGGAAUUAGUUGUUCAAGAGAACAUGCGUGAUACAAUCGGAGCAUUUGCAAUCGCCAUGCUUGCUAAUUUAGCUGUAUUGGUGGUAGCCGCCUCUACCUUCCACAACGUUGGCCUGGUUAUUCUGACUCUCCAGGAUGCAUAUGCACUGAUGGAGCAGAUAUUGAGUAACUCUAUAGCACCAGCGGUAUUUGGAUUAGCUCUAAUUUGUGCGGGUCAACUGUCUUCUUUGACGGGAACCCUCACUGGAAAGGUAACCAUGGAGGGAUUUUUAGAUAUGUCCAUGGGACCGUGGCUGCAUCGCUCUUUGGUGAGGGGGGCAGCAGUGAUUCCCGCUGCUUUCUGCGCAUGGCGUUAUGGCAGUGAAGGUCUAUAUCGGCUGCUACUGUUUGCACAAAUCAUAAUAGCUAUGGAGCUUCCCUUUUCUGCCUUGCCACUUAUCAAAGCCUCUGCAUCAGAGGCUCGGAUGGGAUCCUACAAAAUCUCUUCUCUUGUUGAAAGCGUAGCUUGGAUCUCUGUUGCUCUUGUGGUAGCUGCAAACAUCUGGAUGGUGUUUGACGUCUUGCUGGAUGAAAUCGACGAGUUUGCUGGUUUUGCCGCUCACCUUGAGAGUCUUCUCGGGACGGAUUCGUUUGGCCAUUAUGGAGAAGAUACCUUGAACACUUCUGUUUUCGCUCUGGUAUUGAUCGGUAUCGGGCUUUGCGUUGGAUUCCUCAUAUGGUUGGUUGUGACACCGCUUCGCAUCGAUAGGAUAGCUAUGGAAAGGAAAUGGGUUCAAGAGUAUGAAUUAUUUGAAAGGAACGAGGUAAUGCGUGGUAGUCAAGACAUUGUUGAAGACUCACUGAGGGUAGUGGAAUAUCCCCCUGAUCCGGCCAUCACUGAAGUCUACGACAUGAUUCCAAUUACCCAGGAUGUUAUGCUGGCCAAUGAUUUGUUAGAUUUGGAAUAUUCUUCCAGGCCGGAGAGUGCGCUAUCUGGCCUCGACGGUGACUCAGCGUUGGAGCUUGGGAGAGGGGAGGUCGGAAGAGGAGAGCUUGCCUUUUGGCCGUCAACAGUCAGCACUUCUAGUAGCGACAUUGAUGAUUUAGUCUCCAAGUCGACAGAGCUGGCGUAUCCCCCCGAACCAGUCCACGUGAAUGAUUUGAAUCGUACAUCAGAUCUUAACACAGCGGCUGAACCCUUUAUACCCGCUGCCAGAAAGCGGGUCGUUGAUCCUGUUCUUAUUUCUGCUGAUACUCCCCAUGUCGCUGACAAUGAAAUCCCACUGCAAGUUGUGGAACCGCCAUUGGAAGUGACAAUGGUCAAUCAGUCGGAAGUUUCAGCUGCUUCUGAAGCAGUGGUACAUGAUUGGAAUUUGAGUGACAAACCUAGUGAAGAUGGCAAGUUGGUGAAAAGUUCGUCGUCUCCAGAUGAUGAGAGGAAGUUGGAUCCGUCAAUAGAGGUCACCUCCUCUGGUCAUGACAGAAGUCAUGUUCUCACAGAACCUGAGAUUGCUGGUACUAUAGAAACUUUCUUAAAGGAUGCAUCUCUUCCUUCUAAGAAAACGACAGAGACGAAGAAACCUCGUCCAAAUCACGGAUCGAUUGCAGUUCGAAGGCAGGUUUCUCUAGCUGCAGAUGACGUUGAGUCAAUUGCUUUGAAGGAAGCAGAGGCUGAAGCAGAUGCAGAUUUGAUAGAAAAAGACGACGAUGAGGGUGAUGAUUUGGAACACGAGAACGUAGUUGUGGGACCUUUGUCUUACGGUACUUUAGGACAUAGCUACAGUAACCUGACGUACGAGGGAACUGGUUCUGCCAGGAGUCAGGGCGCCAGGAGUGAUGUAAGUGAAGGCAGUGUCGGUGGUAGUGGGAGUGGGAGCUUGUCACGUCUAUCGGGGCUUGGACGAGCUGCGCGUCGACAGUUCGCUGCUUAUCUUGACGAGUUUUGGGGUAAAUUGUUCGACUUGCAUGGACAGCCCAUAGCUAGCAAGGUUGGCACGAGGACAAAUGCGAUUGGAUCAACUGCUGGACCUCAAUCGUCACCUUAUGAUAAUCCCUGCAUUCAAACAAGAUCCGUUGAUCCUGGUGCAUACUUACCAAGGGUGAGCUCUCCUGCCGAUGUUUGUUUGGGUGGAGAAAACAACGGGUAUUCACUGCGUAAUCAGCGGGAGCCAUUAAAAUCGACGAAUAGUCUUCAUCUGCCGGUGGACCAACACUUGGAGGAUGCUUUUGCAAGAGCACAGUCACACACCACCCGGACAACCUCUUCCGGAUUUCCUGGGCUUCCGGAUUUCUCAGUCAGAUCAGGAAGUUUGGGGUCGCCAUAUUUGCCUGAGCGCCAGUAUUCCAGCAUGCGCUUGCCAUCGUUCUCAGAGGAGAUUGAUAGACAGCCCGCCACGAUUCACGGUUACCACGUCCCUUCAUUUCUUGGUGGUCGGAGUGCCACUUCAAGCCCUGCUAAUAAGUCAACCAGGCCUAUGUCAUCUUUUGAAGUGUAUGGUUCGGAAUCGGUACGGACACUUUCUGGUCAAGCUAGUGUUCAGCAACCUCUAGGAAUAGGUGUUCAAAGGGAUUUCGAAGGAUCUUUGUAUGGUGGAGGUUUUCACGGGAGCUCGGAGGACGCUAGACAGUCUAUUCGAUCUAUGAAUGCUUUACCGAAUAGGAGUGCCAUGAACCAUAGAGUCACUGGUGAAAGAGACUUGAACGGUCCUAAAUCUUGGGACAGCAGGAUGACCACCCUGGACCCCUUAGUGUAUCGAGCAACAGGGGAGCUUUAUCAACCAAGUUCGGGCCAUUCGCCGAUUGGCAGGCUUGGGAGCACGUCCAGAGGGGGAGCUCCGUUGUCAUUUGAUGACCUCUCUCCAUCGGUGUCGCAUAGAGAUGGGUUUUCUAUUCAAUCUGCUCAGUCAGAGAAUUCCUUAUGGUCUCGGCAGCCCUUCGAUCAAUUGUUUGGGGGGGUUACGGAACGAACCACUGAUGGUGAAUCCGGUAGGUCCAGAGGUGGUUCUGGAAGCAUGGGUUCAAGUCGGAGUGGGAACAUCAAUGGCAGGUCUGGGAAGACAGGUAGCGGCUCGGAUAGCUUGUCAAAUGCCUCCACCGCCUUCAGUUCUUGGCCAGAUACAGAUUUGGAGAUGAUGGAUAACUUGAGAACUUGCAUUUGCAAGCUUCUGUGUCUGGAAGGAUCAGAGUGGCUGUUCCGUUUUGAUAACGGGUCAGAUGAGGACUUGGUUGCAGCUGUUGCAGCUGUUGAGAAAAUGCAUUUGGAAGCAGAUGCUCCUGAUAGAGUGUCCCGCAAUGAACGCUGGCAAGCUCAUGGCCGCCCUGUUUCAUCACUUUUGAAAUCCAGCAAUGAGGCACGUAGAGUUAGCUACUGUGGCGAAUCUUGUGUAUGGGGAAAGGGCUUGCUUGUCAGCUUUGGCGUUUGGUGUGUCCACCGCGUACUUGAAUUGUCUUUGAUGGAAAGCAGGCCCGAGCUUUGGGGGAAAUAUACUUACGUGCUGAACCGGCUCCAGGGUGUACUUGAGCCGGCUUUUUCCAAACUUCGCCUUGUCGCUCCAAUGUGCAACUGUGUGCUGGAGGUUUCAGAGAUUCUCAACAUGCGAGCAGUGCGAGGGGGUUUAACCAAACAGGGAUCUAACAGCUUCCGAGUAGAUUCUUUAAAUGGCGAUCAUUUAAACUCACCUCAGAGCAGUUAUCCAUACCCUUCGUCCUGGGGUCGGAAUUCCAGCAGCACAAAAGGAAAAGGAGCAAGUGCAACUGUCUUCUUGGAGAUGAUUAAAGAGGUAGAGCAAGCAGUGGGGUCGCGGAAAGGUCGGACUGGUACCGCCGCUGGAGACGUUGCUUUCCCGAAGGGCAAAGAAAAUUUGGCCUCAGUCUUGAAAAGGUAUAAAAGACGCUUGGGGAACAAGCCCCCAGGUGCAGCAGGGGGUGGGGGAGGAGGAGGAGGCGGUGGUGGCGGAGGAGGAACUGGAGGAAGUGGGCGCAGAACCAACAACGGAUAUGCUCAGUCCCUUGUUUUUGCAGCAUGUCUUUAGACUUUUGUGCUGUUAUCCCUUGCAGAAGGGGUUGUUAAAUUUAUGCCAUGGUACCACGGCCCACGAUGACGAGGGGCUAAAUAUGUAAAGGCACGUGAUGUACUCCCCAAGCUCCUCCCCUUGGAAGCCGUAAACCUCCGGGGAUGACUUGUGACGAUUAUACGAGUAUGCCCUUAGUAUAUCUGGGUUGUGGAGAAUUUUUGUUUGGCGUUGAUGCCACUUAGCAAUGGGUACAUCAUUUUGAGUAGUUUGUGUCAGGGGCGUUGUUUUCCAUUCUGUUCUGCUUUCAACUACUUCGUUCAGUAGAGCAGACUGAUGAUGUGGAGAAAUUGCGAGUCGUCCCCAACAUGCCACAGGGAGUUCGGUCAUUCCCUCUGUAGUGUACACGCCUCGUAGUGGCUGAUUGUAGAGAUUUACUGUAGACAGGUGAAGAACGAUUGAAAGAAAAUGACUGUAACCGCACUUGUGUUUCAAAGUAUCUCGUUUCACUACGUGAAUACAAAGUCAGAAUAGAGCUGGUUUUUGUAACCUUCAA